Molecule: messenger RNA, 1083 nt
Organism: Closterium sp. Naga37s-1
Lineage: Eukaryota; Viridiplantae; Streptophyta; Zygnematophyceae; Desmidiales; Closteriaceae
Source: the annotation of a GenBank genome assembly
AUGGCCACUUUUAUGAGACAUGCUCUCAAUCUCUCCUACGGUCCCUCCUCCUCACACAAUCUGCACGAGCCAAUCAAGAUCGAUCCUGACCGUCUGGUGAUCACAUCAGGAGUCACUGCAGCCGUUGGAUUGCUGACCCAUGUGUUGGCCGACGCAGGCGAUUCGUUCAUUGUUCCAACGCCUUUCUACCCGGGUUUCACAGUGGAUCUCGAGCGACAGGCGGGUGUGACUAUCAUCCCUGCUGCCACCUGUAGCGACACUGGAUUCGAUAUUAGCACAUCCUCCUUAGAAGCUGCUCUCAGGGAGUCUCAGCGGGAGGGAGUACUGCAGUUUUGCAGGAAAAACCGCAUCCAUCUGAUUUCUGACGAGAUCUAUGCUGGGUCCGUCUAUAACGGGGAUGGGUUCACAUCACUUCUGCACCUUGCUGAGCCUCCCGAUUAUCCCUUUCUGCACAUCGUUUAUGGGCCUUCCAAGCUAGAUGGCAUGCCAUGCUCACGGCAGUCUCAUGGCAUGGGCAUGAUCAUCUCAGCCGCAUGGCAUGGGGUGCUCGUGUCAAUUGCAUGGGGUGCUCAUGUCAAUUGCACGGCAUGCUCAUCGCUCUGUGUGCCAUCAUCAGCUGCUCCUCACGCAUGUGUCGGCGCCGUCUCGGCCUCUCUAUCCCACUGCCAUGCACAGCCCACUUAUGCCGCAAACACCCAACCAGCAUUUCCUUCUUCCCCUGCUGCUGCUGCUGCUGCUGCUGCUGCUGCUGCUGCUGCUGCUGCUGCUGCUGCUGCUGCUGCUGCUGCUGCUGCUGCUGCUGCUGCUGCUGCUGCUGCUGCUGCUGCUGCUGCUGCCAUUGCUGCCACUGCGCUUGCUCCUGCUUCACUUGGGAUAACUGCUGCAGGCACACCCUCCUCUGCAGCUCAUCCUCCCCUAUACAACUCUGCACUUGCCUUACCAGAGCUGAUUCCGCGCUAUGCAGAGCCCUGCAACUGUAGCCAUCCAUUUCACUGUAGCUAUGCGAUUUACUGCAGCUACAGCGUUCCUUCAGAUUCUCACUAUUGCAGUUUCCGCAGCCGCACUUGGAGAGGCAGCAGUUGA